Penicillium malachiteum is the source of this 2622-nucleotide messenger RNA. Its product is annotated as RFX family transcription factor. Lineage: Eukaryota; Fungi; Ascomycota; Eurotiomycetes; Eurotiales; Aspergillaceae. Gene Ontology annotation, biological process: regulation of transcription by RNA polymerase II. The transcript is spliced from 4 exons. Gene Ontology annotation, molecular function: DNA-binding transcription factor activity, RNA polymerase II-specific; RNA polymerase II cis-regulatory region sequence-specific DNA binding. Bases 1 to 2622 code for a protein of 873 amino acids. The record is from RefSeq and is a predicted model, not a curated record.
AUGCCUCCAGAACUAGUACGCGCCCCGUCGCAAGGAAGCGCGGUCUCACAGUCCACCCAGCACAUGGGCCCUCAUAGCCGUCCAGGGACAGCAGAUCCCUUACGAUCUCGAUCGGAGACCAUUUCACGGGCCGGUCAUCGUGCUAGAUCCAGGGGCUCGACUGCCAGUAUCCAUUCGAGCACCACCCAGCAGACCCAGGACCAACAUGUCGAUGCAUUCCCACAAUUCAUACCCUCCCAGGUCGCCAGUGCCCAGAACAUGUUUGGAAACAACCCGGAAGAUAUGAUCAUGCGUUUUGGUCCUCAAUUCACUCACCAGGGCCAUGGCGCGCCAUUGGAUCAAAGCAUGCGAGAGGCACAUUCGGUUAUGUCUCGCCCGGACGAUUUCCAAACCCAUGCUAUGCACGGCCACACGCUCUCUCAUCAUUCGUUACCCCCGGACAUGGCACCAAAUGGUAUUCCUGGAGUUUCAGUGCCCCAAUAUCAGCCAAUCUACGACAGCGGUAUCGAAAACCACAUGCCUGAGCAGGCCAUCGAGGAUCAGGAAAUGCCCGACCAAGGUGGAAAAAAGAAAAGGGGGUCAAGUUCAACGCUGGCAAAUGAUAAUGAACUUCGUAAAUUGCUUCGCCAGUAUGAGGGUUAUUCUCUGAAACAGAUGGCUGCCGAAGUCAUGAAACAUGAAGGUGCUGGUGGUAAGGCAGAAAAAGUGAAGCAGGUAUUUGCUAUGAUCUGGCUGCGAGAAAACUGUCGAAAGAGUAGUGGCUCAGUCAGACGAGACCGUGUUUAUUGUUGUUACGCCGAGCUGUGUGGAACAGAGCGUGUGUCGGUGUUAAAUCCAGCGUCCUUUGGUAAACUGGUACGAAUAAUCUUUCCGAACGUUCAAACUCGACGCCUUGGAGUUCGUGGAGAAUCAAAGUAUCAUUAUGUGGAUCUGUCGGUCAUCGAGGAGAAGCAGCAAAAACCCCAAUCAGUCAACACUCAGGUGGCACCUAGACAGCAGACACCAUUGGCUGCUCCAGAAAGGCCGGCAAGCUCCAUGCGUUCGCGCAGUAUUAGUAUCCCUCAGCCUACCGCAGAUUCGGCUCUCUUCCCCUCUCCCACAGCUUCUUUUGCUCCUCGAUUCCCCGCCAAUUCCCCCGAGAACGAUUGCCGUUGCCCUUCGAAUUCUCAACCUGUCCAAUCAAACCCAGACGCCAUGAUCACUUCUGCCAAUAUCUCCCAGCAAGCUGGCAGGAUGAUUCAUCAAAUGCUUCAUUUCCCCACUGAUGAGGCUCCGAUUGAUAACGAUACACUCACGCUUCCUGAUAUUACUGGCUACCUGCCCGCGAACACCGACCUGAAGGUUGCAGUUGCUCUUGCAGCUCUGUACAGAACCCACUGCAUUUCGGUCAUCGACAGCUUCCGAUUCUGCAAGGAGCGAAACCUGCUCAAGUACUUCUCUGCUUUUCAUGGAACGUUGACCGUUCCCCUCCAAAAACUUUUGACUCAUCCCAAUCUUGCUCCCUGGAUCAAGGAAUGCGACUGGUUGAUGUAUCAGAAAAUGAUCCCUUUUGUUGCUCCCCUCACCACACAAGUUGUUCCCAAGGCUGUAUUGGAUGCCUUCCGAUCCAUCUCUAUGCGCCUUUGCGCCCACAUCACCGAAACCUUUAAGACACAACCAGCACAUGUGUCUAUGGCGCGAUUGAUUCCGGCACACAUAUUUUGCAACCUUUUGAAGCACAUGCUUGACGUGAAUCAGGCUGCUAAUGCCACUGCUGCCUGGCUCUGCCAUCAGGACAACCGAAGCCAGAUGUGGGCUGACUUCAAGUCCCUUGUGGACCCAGAACAAAUGAUCUCCAAGUCCAACAUUCCUCCUUGCGCAGCCCCGGCUACUCUGCAAAUUCUUAAGCACGAUAUCCGCGCACUGCUCACUCCUCUCUCUGAUGAUGACCAUACCAAUACCCUGCCUUUCUAUCGCAAGGCGGAUUCCCCUAUGGACAUAGAAGCACACCCUUUACCCGUGGAGACCUCAUCCGGUGAGGAAUACAAUUUCCCAGACAAGUGGCUUCAGUUCAUCUUGAAUGUUCCCGCUGUUUUCGCCGGUCACCCUGCCCAAUGUGUAAUUGAGAAGGUUGACGCCAUGUGGGAAAAUGUUUUGCAUCGUUUGACACUGGGUGGAGCUGCUAGCUUUAGUGCUUGGUGGAUGACCAAGGUCUUCUUCCACGAAAUGAUGCUCUGGCAGGCGGAGAAGGGUGGCUUCAUGCGUAGCACCCCAAACUCCCUGCAAAGCCUUACUUUUGGCUCUGAACAGCUGGGUAUGAGUUCUUUCCACCUUAAGCAGAACGGCGGGUCCGAUCACACCUCUUUUAAUGCAAACACCGGUAACACCAACAACAACCGACCCCAGUCCAAUGGAGCGAGUCCAGCUAUCUCACAGGGCCCAAAUGGUGAUGCGAACACCGAGACCAAACAUGUCCCCAACCACAAGGACUUAACCCUCGCCGACUCGGGGUUUCAGGCUACCAACAAUGACGACAGUGCAAUUGAUCUCGAAGAUGAUCCCAUGAUGAUUGCUGUGGGUAAAUAUGGUGAUAUGAUGGCUUCUGACCCAGCGGAUGCCGAGGGCGAUGUGGUUGUCAUCUAA